Molecule: messenger RNA, 1538 nt
Organism: Rhopalosiphum maidis (corn leaf aphid)
Lineage: Eukaryota; Metazoa; Arthropoda; Insecta; Hemiptera; Aphididae
Product: transcriptional regulator ERG homolog
Exons: 4
Coding region: 40-963 (307 amino acids)
Biological process (GO): regulation of transcription by RNA polymerase II; cell differentiation
Cellular component (GO): nucleus
Molecular function (GO): sequence-specific DNA binding; DNA-binding transcription factor activity, RNA polymerase II-specific
Source: RefSeq, a predicted model, not a curated record
CGCUGCUGACAUGUGUGCGGCUAACGUCGUCAGCUACUUAUGCACGUGAUGUCCGAUAUCGAUCGCGAAGCCAUAGCGUCCGAAGAUCGAAACUCCAUCACUGCUGCUGUUGUAUUGCCAAACGAUCCUUUGGAUUGGACUAACGACCACGUAGCGGCAUGGUUGAAAUGGUGUGUCAGACAUUUAGAAUUGUGGCCAAUUCCGAAAUCAGACGACUUUCCUAAUACAGGUUAUGAACUAUGUUCAUUAGACAGGACUGAGUUUGAUCGUAGAUCACGAAACAGACGUUCCGGCCGAUUAUUAUUACUACAUUUGUCAUUACUUCGACAACCUGUUACUGGAACGCCACCUAGUCCCAGCCUCACAACACCAGAAGACGAUCCAUACGAGGUGGUCAACGCGGCCAGCAGUCGUCUUGUAGCACAAGCGGCCGCGGGCUCUGGGCAAAUACAAUUGUGGCAGUUUCUGUUAGAGUUGCUGGCCGAUUCCAACAACGUCGGGUGCAUUUGCUGGGACGGUCCCGGUGGCGAAUUCAAGCUGAUCGACCCUGAUGAGGUGGCCAGGCGUUGGGGCGAACGCAAGUCGAAGCCCAAUAUGAACUACGAUAAGCUCAGUAGAGCUCUUAGGUACUACUACGACAAAAAUAUCAUGACCAAAGUUCACGGUAAACGGUACGCGUACAAGUUCGACUUUCACGGGCUGAUGACUGCGUGCCACCAGAGCCAGCCACAGAUGCCGACAGCACAAUCUAGCCUCCAAGCGGCUGCGGGCCCAUCGUCAGCCGCCGUACCGUCCACGCCGUCACCGUCUGACUUUGCUGGCGGUCUGUACAGUCAACAGCACGCUUCCGCUUCCGGUCCAUCGAACGCUUUAUUUCCGGCUGGGCCUUCAUACUGGGCCACAUCUGCUGCGGGCCUUUCCACACUAUACCAACAUCCGGCCGGGCCACGGUAUCCGCCGUAAUCCAAUUCAUCAUAAUAUAUAAUAUAAUAUAAUAAUCUAUAUUAGGGAUGGGUUUCCAAACUAUAGUCAAACUUUCGAAUACCAUAAACUUCGAUAAAUUCGUAUACAGUACAAAGGUCGUUGGAUAUCGAAUACUUCGAACUCGAACAUUUUGAACAAUUUGAGAAAAAUCAAAUUCAAUAUUGAUAAUAUUAUAAAUAAAAUUUUUAUUUUAUAAAAUAUGAAUAGCCGUAGCUUAUAGUUAGGUAUAUCCGUACUAUUUUAUUUCCCAUUUUUCCGAAUGGCCUUUAUCAGUUUUGACAAUUUUAUAAUCGUGUCGUUAUCUGAUUAAAGUUUAAGAAUUCAAAAUGUUCAAAAAGUUCGAAAAAAACGAGAUUGAAUUCAACUUCGAUUAAUUUAAGAAAAAAGAAGCUGGAGUUCAUGAAAAUUUAAGUUUGGCCCAUCCCUUUAACAUAUACAAAUAGCUGUAUACCCGCGCGCUGCAGUUAUAUCACACAUCUUAUUUAUAAAUAUAAUGUUGAGCAAAUGCGAUCGUUGAAACAAUCUCAUAAUAUAUGUAAUUAUUUAAUUAUUAU